AUGUCUUCUCAACCAGUCUAUACUCAACCCCAAUAUGUUGCUUAUCCAUCAAUGGAUCAAUAUGAACAACAACAGUACGAAGUCCCUCUUGUUCCACAAUCCCUUUAUGUUCAACAAAUGCUUCCAGUUCAAGAAAACAAAAAAAGUGAGAAACAUCCAAUAAUUGGAUUGUUUUUCUUCCUUGGCUUUAUUUUUCCGUUAAUAUGGUUAGUUCAAAUCAUUAUAUAUGCUUUUAAAUCAAACCUUCAUGUUAAAGUUUGGGGUCUUAGGGCAUUGUGUGCAUUUUUGUUUUAUUGUUUACUCACACUUGUUGGUUUCCUUAUUCUUUUUGGAAUAAAUUUAAACCAAUGCUAUGAACAUCGUUAUCAUUAG
Messenger RNA from Entamoeba dispar SAW760, 372 nucleotides. RefSeq lists its product as uncharacterized. The transcript has a single exon. Lineage: Eukaryota; Evosea; Mastigamoebida; Endamoebidae. The coding region runs from base 1 to 372 and encodes 123 amino acids. The record is from RefSeq and is a predicted model, not a curated record.